Messenger RNA from Nerophis lumbriciformis (worm pipefish), 1575 nucleotides. It is a transcript of the gene abraa, whose product is annotated as actin binding Rho activating protein a. The record is from RefSeq and is a predicted model, not a curated record. Gene Ontology annotation, molecular function: actin binding. Gene Ontology annotation, biological process: positive regulation of Rho protein signal transduction; positive regulation of transcription by RNA polymerase II. Gene Ontology annotation, cellular component: sarcomere. NCBI's taxonomy places the organism in Eukaryota, Metazoa, Chordata, Actinopteri, Syngnathiformes, Syngnathidae.
UUGACUGAUCCCACUGGGAGACAUUUCACCCCACUCGUGUGUGUGCGUGCGUGUGACUUAAUGUAAGGCCCUCCCCUCCCGUGACAUCACUUCCUGUGCUGCUCUAUUUAAAGGGACCUCAGUCGGAGCCAAAGCGACUUGAGUGACGAUCCCGAAGGCUUUGGAUGUUCUUGUGAGGCUCGACCUUUCUUGUGCCACAAGUGAACCUGAGGUGUUCCCCGGUCUUAGCAGAAGAUUUCCCACUUGGACUCGGUCUUCUGGCACGAUGAGCGACAGCAGGACGAGCACCGUGCCGCCUCAGGCGUUCAAACGGGCCGCGAGGAAGAUCAAAUGUGCCGCCAUGGUGACCAGCCUGGCCAGGAGCUGGCAGGGCUGGGCCACUGAGCACGCAGACAAGCAGGACUCCAUCCCCACCGGCUGGAUCCCUUCGUCCGUGGACCAGGGGGAUAAAAAAGAGCGCACCCAUGUGGCCAAACUAAAUAUUACGCCCCGUGUGGUGGCUGUAGAUGCGAGCAACGCCGCUAGUGCCAUCAGAACCGGCUCGGUGACCAAGACGGUGCAGCCCAAACGCAGCGAGUGCAGUGGCGGCGAUGUGAUCAGUGCCAUCCGGGGACUGAUGGAGUCCGGCCCCGAGAAAAGCAAGCCGUUCUUCGGCAACGAGUCGCCGACGCGGCGCCGCCACCUGAGGGCGCUGCACGGCGCCGGAGGAGGCGUCAUCCAUGACAGGAAGUUGAUGCUGCAGGACAGGAAGUUGGGCUCCAGGAGCAGCAGCCUGGACACGGAGGACAGCGGGCUGGGGGACGAAACGGCGCUCGACGACAACGGCAGCGACACGAAAACAGAAACGACUGACGUCAGCCUGAAAAAAACAGCCAGCAGGCCUAAGAUGAAGAUUGCCGCCACAGGCGACAUCAAGAGCCGUUGGCAGCAGUGGUCCAAGCAGCACGCGGAGGGCCAGAAGCUCAACCCGUUCAGCGAGGACUUCGACCACGACUACGCCAUGAGCCUGCGACUGCGUAAGGGCGACAGCGGCUACGGGCGCCCCAAAGAGGGCUCCAAGACGGCCGAGCGAGGCGACCGGGCCCACAGACACAUCCACAGGGAGAUGGAGGAGAUGGUGUGGAUCAUCAGAGAAAUGGGCCUCGAGGACAGAGACGGCCGGGCGGCGGUCACCUUCGGACGCCUCUUCGACCGAUACGUGAAGAUCUCGGACAAGGUGGUGGGCAUCUUGCUGCGGUGCCGCAAACACAAGAUGGUGCACUUUGAGGGCGAGAUGCUGUGGAAAGGACAGGACGACCACGUCGUCAUCACGCUGACGGACUGACCCCUUAACCUUCUCAGUGGACCACGGGAAACUUUAGCUACUUAACCUCUGAGGUCGUGUUAUUUGACCAAAAAAAACCUCAGUCAUGCUUAGACAAAUCUCAUGAGACUUGAAUAUCACCAAAGAACCUUAAAGGCCUACUGAAAUGCGAUUUUCUUAUUUAAACGGGGAUAGCAGGUCCAUUCUAUGUGUCAUACUUGAUCAUUUCGCGAUAUUGCCAUAUUUUUGCUGAAAGGAUUUAGUAGAGAACA